GACUCGAACAGAUGAUAAUGGUGGAUUGAAGCUGAAUUCAAACUCAGAUUUUGCCGUUCCUCAAAUCGGGUAGGGAGAGUAAUUUCAAUUCAACCGGUUGGAGUGCCAAAUUAUGUAUUUUAUUGCCGACAUGUUGCACAUCAGUUGAAACUUAUUUUCGGUGGAGUUUGACCAGUUUUUCAUUACCUGUUUUGAUUCAUAUUGGAUGGAUGGUGAGUGGGUGAGUUAUCUAAUAAGUGCAGAUAUCUAUGGACAAUGAAGACCACUCGCAAGUGCAGGGCACUGCUGUCCGUUAGUAUGAAUCUUUUAGCACUAUUUUUCUCAAUAACUGCUUUCAUCACAACAUACUGGUGCGUCGGCACGCAGCGCGUCCCCAAGCCGAAGUGCACUAAACUUCGCACGCACAACUGCAUCGAUUACGGAGUGAACGAGACGGACCCCAAAGUAGUGGUGUACAGUUGGGAAACGGGGGACGACCGGUUCCUAUUCAGACAGUUCCACACCGGGAUCUGGUUCUCCUGUGCGGAGAAUAUCCAUGAUGAAGGUGAGAAAUGCAGGAGCUUUAUCGAUCUGGCUCCGGCUUCGGAGAGAGGUGUCCUAUGGCUGUCGGUGGUCUCUGAGAUGCUGUACAUAGUCCUGUUGAUAGUGGGUUUCAGCCUGAUGUGUCUAGAACUGGUUCACUCCAGCACCAGCAACAUGAUAGAUGGACUGAAACUGAACGCCUUCGCUGCAAUCUUCACCGUCCUCUCAGGGCUCCUGGGUAUGGUGGCCCACAUGAUGUACACACAGGUGUUCCAGGUGACAGUCACCCUGGGCCCUGCAGACUGGAGGCCCUAUAACUGGGACUACGGAUGGUCCUUCUGCAUGGCCUGGGCAUCCUUCACCUGCUGCAUGGGUGCAUCAGUCACUACCCUCAACUCCUACACCAAGACUGUCAUCGAGUUACGACACAAACGCAAGACCUUUGUGCAGAGCAUCCGAAAGGAGCAGGCAAGGGAGGCGUUGGGAUACUACCGCGAUCACUCCCUGCGCUCCAUAUCCCAAACCGUAGAGGUGUACACACAGACGCCGUAUAGCAGUGGUAUUAGGACGCACGUACCGGACGCGUCGUUAGACCCGAGUGACGUAUCAGAGACUCUGGGGGAAGACCAGUGCUGAAGGGAGGGAUCCCAGCGGGGAAAAACUGGUUACAACUGGUUCACAUGAUGUCGCAGUUAUGUCAUUUUUAACCAUUUUCUGGUUGUGCUGAUGUUAUUUCAUCGUCAUUUCAACUUGUUUUGCCCACCGGGAUGUGUCGAAAGUAACUGUAUGAAGUCAGUGCUAUCCAAUUGUGGUCGGUCACCUGUGUUGGGUCUUUUGGGGAUUCUGUAGCAACUGAAUCCGUUCUGAUUGAAUUCAUCGCUGCCUUAAUUGAGCCAGGAUAUUCACUCCCUUGUUCCCAGUUUGGGCAUUGAUAGUCAUGGAAAGAAAGACAGCCGUGUACACACUGAUCAUACAACUAGAUGAUCUGACACACAAGGAAAGCAGCAACCAAUAAAAAUAGCGUUUCACCCUGUUUCAGUUCAAAGCUGAGGAACGGAGCUGGAGAAAUGUAACCACUCUCAAAUUCAGAGACAGAACUAUGGAUGCAAGGACUGAAUAUCCAUGAUAUCGACAUUAUAGUUUUAACCACGUUUUGAGGCUGUGUGGUGUUUGUUUACAUUUACUUUGUUUACAAACAUUGGAGUAAAACAAGCUUCUAUUUUGGUCAGACAAUUGAACUAAGCUGAUGAGGCAUUAAUGUCAUAUUCUUCAAGAAUUCAUGGGUACAUAUCAUUCAUUUGUAUGUUCAAAAAGGGAUGCCCCUUUGAAGAAGAUAUGUAUUAGAAUGCCCUCUGAUUUCCCUGGGACACCAUAGGACUGUUUAUGCGAUGUUUUUGCAUGCUAUUAGCCUUACUAAAUAUGGAAUUAGGAAGGGGGUGACAAACUGCAUUCAACUCGCAAAAUAUAGCUAUAAGUGUUUGCAGCGUAUACCGUGCCUAUAACACGUAACUAUAUGAAUGUAAAUACUAUAUAUAUAUAACUAUAUGAAUGUAAAUACAUGUCACAAAGUAGAAUGGUUUUGAUCUGUGAAAUCACUGUAAGAUGUGUAUUAUUUUUCCUUUUGAAGUUGUGUGUUGUUUGUUGCCUCAGUGGUCUGUUUACUGCACAUUACUCAGUGUCGGAUAAAACUGACCACUGGACACCAAUGUUACUUGAGUAUCAUUAUGACCAAUGACUGUGUAUUCUAUUUAAAGUACUUUAUGCUUAUAGGGAUGAAGGAUUCUGCAAUGAAUUAACUCAAUAAACAAAUGUUG
Molecule: messenger RNA, 2336 nt
Organism: Oncorhynchus nerka (sockeye salmon)
Lineage: Eukaryota; Metazoa; Chordata; Actinopteri; Salmoniformes; Salmonidae
Product: germ cell-specific gene 1-like protein
Exons: 5
Coding region: 256-1158 (300 amino acids)
Cellular component (GO): plasma membrane
Source: RefSeq, a predicted model, not a curated record